Molecule: messenger RNA, 1745 nt
Organism: Cryptomeria japonica (Japanese cedar)
Lineage: Eukaryota; Viridiplantae; Streptophyta; Pinopsida; Cupressales; Cupressaceae
Product: wax ester synthase/diacylglycerol acyltransferase 11
Exons: 6
Coding region: 106-1593 (495 amino acids)
Biological process (GO): triglyceride biosynthetic process
Cellular component (GO): plasma membrane
Molecular function (GO): long-chain-alcohol O-fatty-acyltransferase activity; diacylglycerol O-acyltransferase activity
Source: RefSeq, a predicted model, not a curated record
GUCAAUUCAAUUGGAUUGUGAAUCAUUUGUUUGGAGUGUACGGCAACACCGAAUAUAGGUAUCCUCGUAGCAUGAUAUAAGAAACACAGAUGGAGAAAACAGAGCAUGGAGGAGUUGAAGCAAAGCAGAGCAGAACCAAUGGCCCAACAUACAUUGGGUUUGAAGCACAUUAAGGUAAAAAGAGAUGAUUUUCAUGAAGAAGAUGAGGAACCCUUGUCUCCUUAUGGAGCCAUAUUUUGUAAUCCUUUGUUGGAUGCUUACAUCUUGAUUAUAAUGGGCUUAAAUAAUCCAGUUCAUGUGCCCUCCAUGAAAACAGCUCUGCAAUCGGUUCUCAGCAAACAUAAGCGGUUUUCUGGCACAGUGACAGAAUCUGAUUGGGGGAAUCGAAAAUGGGUGAGGAAGGAAUUCGAUAUAGAUGAGCACAUCAAAGUAGUAGAGUUGAAUGAACAUUAUAGAGAGAGUGCUGAUUUUGUGGAGAAGUUUACAGCCUCCCUGGCCACCGCUUCACCUCCUGAGCCUUCCAUUCCUCUAUGGCAAAUCUAUGUAUUGAAUUACAGAUCAGCAGAGGCAGAAGCCAGUGUAGUUUUCAAAAUCCAUCACUGUAUAGGAGAUUGUGUGUCUCUUAUGUCUCUCUUUUUGGAUUGCACCAGACAAAGCUCAUGUCCGGAGUCCAUGCCCACCAUACGAUCUCUGCAGAAAGGAAACAACAGUUCUCCAUGGACCUUGACUGCCACUCUGCAAAAAAUGUGGACUGUGCUAGUUUCUUUGUGGUGUAGUGCGUUGACUUUGGUACAUGCUUUUGCAACUCUCCUGUGGCUUAAAGAUGGCAGAAUGGUUAGAGGACGCCAAAAGCUAUCCUCUCAUCCCAGGCGUCUUGCUCAUGUUACUGUGGAUCUUGAGGACAUUGCUAUUGUCAAGAAGGCUAUUAAUGGGACAGUGAAUGAUGUUGUCACUGGAAUGCUUUCAGCUGGAUUAGUGAGAUAUUUCAAGCGCUUACGUUCCAAAGAUGGAGCACGUUCCACAACUCCACGGAUUCGAGCACUUGUUCCAGUGAAUAUCAGAUCAUCAGGAGGACUACAUAAGAUGGAAGAGAUGAUGAGUGGUAACAAAGCGAGGUGGGGCAAUGCAUUUGGCAUGUGGAUUCUCCCCAUUGAGGUAAAGCAGCAACAACAAUAUCUCGAGUAUUGCAGGCUGGCGAAGGAUCAGUCUGAUAUGAAGAAGGCAUCUUUCGAAGCGCCAUUCACCCACUCCUUUGUAGACAUGUUGCUUCGCCUCUUUGGAUGGCAGGCACCUGCUGCCGUCACAUUGAGAAUGUUGUAUAACACUACGCUUGUGUUUUCAAAUGUAUUAGGUCCGCUCGAACAAGUUCAGUUCCUCGACAAUCCAGUUUCUCACAUAGUUACUACAGUCUCUGGUCUGCCCCAGGGAUUAGUUGUGCAUUUCCAGAGCUAUGCAGAAAAAGCAAAGUUCAUAGCAAUGGCUGCAGAUAACAUUUUUUCAGAGCCUGAUAAACUGUGCAUGGAUUGUGCUUAUGCUCUCUCUCAAAUGAAAAAGGAGGCUCUUCUUCUAAAUGACAAUACUAGCAAUAACUGAUGUACCAUCAUCAAAUACUAAAUAGUGUUGAGUUCAAAUCUUCUUCAUUAAGAAAAUAUUCAAGUACAAUCUGUUGUCCUACAAGUGUGCGAAUCUGAUUCAAUGCCAUGUAAAACAAAUUGUUAAAUUAAGUAAAUUCUACCUAUGUAUUU